GCCCACAAGAAGUACAACGUCCAUGAAUUAGUCAAUUCCAAGCCGCACAAUCAACUAUAUUGGUCUGAAACAUCAUAUAUUCGACAAAAUGGCGGACGACGAGGAGAAGGCCAAGGCUGAGAAGCUUGCCGCUGCCCGAAAGCGAGUAGCGCAAAUGCAGAAACAAAAAGGCAAGAAAGGAGCGAAGAAAUCCACCGCUGGAGACUCAAGCAAGGACGAAACGACGACGGAGAAGCCUGCCGGCGAUGACAAGCCUACGGUCGAGACACCAGAAACAGAAGUAGCACAACAGGCACCUGAACCGAUAGUUGAGCAAGAGGAGAAGGAGAAGGAAGAAGAACACCAAGAGGCUCCCACCGAACCUAUGCCUGAUGCGCCGCUUUCCCCCGAACCUGAAACUAGCCCCGACGAGACGAAGGAACUCCCAGUCAGAGGAGCGCAUAAACGACAACCUUCUCUAUCCGUGCAGUCGAAAUUGCGAUCUUCUUCAUUUCGAAACUCGAUAUCAACCGCAGCAUCACCAGGGUCUAGCAUCAAGUCCCCCCCCUUGCCACCAUUGACGCCCGGUGAUGAACAAAUCCAUGAGGUGUUUCGGAAACAAGCUGCUAGGCUAGAAGAGUUGGAGAAGGAGAAUAAAAGGCUGGAAAAAGAGUUUAACAACGCGAAUGUGCGCAGAGAGAAGGCGGAAGAAGAACUUGAAGAUCUUCGUGAGUCUAGCGUUGAGGUGAUUGAGCUGAAAGACCGCUUAGCAAAAGCUGAAAAGCAAGUCGCCGAACUUGAAUCACUGAAAACUGAAAUCGCGUCUUUGAAACGGCAAAACUCUUUGCUACAGUCCAAAACCCACAAGGCCAGUGCUGGCCACUCGGAUUCUCCACCAUCCGAGCUUGUGCAACAACUAGAGUUCAAAUCCUCGACAAUAGAAGCCAUGGAAAUUGAGAUCUCCAAUUUGCGCGCACAGUUGUCGGCAUCAACUACUUCAAUUGAUAACUUCAAGAGUCAAAUCAGCGCGCUGGAAGAGAAACUGUCGCAAAGCGAAAGCUCACUUCAAAAAACCCAGGAAGAGCUUUCAGAUGCCAAGCAGUCAAUUUCACGCGCCUCGGAAAAGGCGCUAAAGGAAGGCGUGGAUAAGACAAGUACGGAGACCCUAAUCAAGUCCUUACAACGAGAAGUCGAAGAACUACGGGAGGCCAAGGCAAGCUCAGAAAAGAAAGCAGAAGCGCUCGAUAAGAAGUUACAAGCACUCUCCAACUUACACAAAGAAUCCGAAAGUCGACAUCAGCUACGAUUGAGAGAACACGAGAACGUUGAAAAGGAAGUCGCUCUCUUGAAGAAGAGAUUAGCAUCAGUUGAGAAUGAGAAUCUGCGGUUACGAGAAGAAAAAGAUCGCGAAAGGAAAAAGAGUGCUGAUGUGGAAGGCAAUGAAGGCCUCGAUGAGCUAGAAGAUGAAGAACGUUCAAGACUUGAACGAAGGAUCCGCGAACUCGAAGGUGAAAAUUUUGACCUACGUCGCGGUGUCUGGAAGGACCGAAAGAAAGAAUUAGGAGUCGGAGCGGAUGAUGAGAACGACAGAGUUGAGACAACCGUGAGUCCAAGCAAUGCCUUUGACGAGGUGGAUCUCGUUGGCGGCGCUCCAGGCCACUCAAGACGACGGAGUCAAAUGGCGCAAGGCCGACAACAGCACCAACAACAUUCUUCUUUUACUACAGUCCUAUCUAGUGGCUUAGCUGCUUUUACAGGAGGUAAUAACGGCUGGGACCGGCGCGCAUCCACUCAACAUCAUCCACCGGCUACUAGAGGUAGUCUGGAAUUACUUGCGGAGGAGGACAAUGAUGAGUUCGAUGAAGAUGCGUUUGCACGAGCACAGGCAGAAGAAGAGGCACGCAAGCGCGUGGAAUGGGUGCGUGAAGUCAAACGUAAACUCCGUGAUUGGAAAGGUUGGCGACUUGAUUUGGUCGACAGCCGAGCUGGCGCGGAGGGAGUGGGUGUGGCUAUGGGUGAGAUAUUUGAAGUGUAAAGCGAAGAUAGUCCCGUGGUUCUAUUAGAGUUGGCGCAUGAAACUGAUGAUUACGUGUAUAUCCCCCAUAUUGUCAUUGAUGGUACGCAAGCAAUGGAGACGCGCACAUCCAAUUUGUAUGCCUUCUC
Molecule: messenger RNA, 2142 nt
Organism: Talaromyces stipitatus ATCC 10500
Lineage: Eukaryota; Fungi; Ascomycota; Eurotiomycetes; Eurotiales; Trichocomaceae
Exons: 3
Coding region: 89-2014 (641 amino acids)
Source: RefSeq, a predicted model, not a curated record